Molecule: messenger RNA, 3015 nt
Organism: Haliotis rubra (blacklip abalone)
Lineage: Eukaryota; Metazoa; Mollusca; Gastropoda; Lepetellida; Haliotidae
Product: glycylpeptide N-tetradecanoyltransferase 2-like
Exons: 13
Coding region: 12-1622 (536 amino acids)
Biological process (GO): N-terminal peptidyl-glycine N-myristoylation
Cellular component (GO): cytoplasm
Molecular function (GO): glycylpeptide N-tetradecanoyltransferase activity
Source: RefSeq, a predicted model, not a curated record
AGGAGGCGAACAUGGCGGAUGCAGAUUCUUUGCACGACAUGAGUUCAGACUUGGACCAGGAUCCAAGCGCCGUCGAGGGCGAUAUUGAAGAUGAUGAAAUCGGAGACGAAAGUCUGGACAGUGGGAUGCGCAAGAAGAGCAAGAAGAAGAGGAAAAAGCCACGAGACAUUGAGCGAUCCAGCGGCGACUCUGACAGCCAGGUGAUCAAUGAUGAGGAAUAUGAUGGGAAAAUCAAGCUGGUGGAGGGCAAUGCUGAUCAGUCACAGUCAGGCAUGGAGGCCGACUCUGAGAGCCAGGGACCACGGGAGAAGAAGAAGGAGAGCCCCAAGAACAAACACUCAGUGUCAGAAGAUGCUCCAGAGGAGGGUCAGAGUAAUCUGCCAAUGGCGGGCCUGCAGCAGAUCCAGAAAGCAGUGGAGUUCCUCACACUUCAGCAGGGUGCCCCAAAGAGCAUUGAAGAGGCUAAAAAGAAGAAAUUCCAUUUCUGGGAAACCCAACCUGUUCCCAAAUUUGAUGAGAAAAUAACUGCUAAUGAAGAAAUUGAAGCUGACAAGCCAACAGGAGAGAUCAGACAAGAGAGCUACUCCCUACCUCAGGGCUUUCAGUGGGACACACUUGACAUAAGCAAUCCUCUCAUUUUGAAAGAGCUGUACACACUCCUGAAUGAAAAUUAUGUAGAAGAUGAUGACAACAUGUUUAGAUUUGAUUAUUCUCCAGAAUUUCUCCAGUGGGCUCUUCAACCUCCAGGCUGGAUAAAGGACUGGCACUGUGGUGUGAGGGUCACAAAAAGUGGAAAACUUGUUGGCUUCAUAAGUGCUGUUCCUGCUCACAUCAAAAUAUAUGAAAGAAGAAAGAAAAUGGUAGAAAUAAAUUUCUUAUGUGUGCAUAAAAAGUUACGAUCAAAGCGUGUUGCCCCGGUGCUGAUCCGAGAGAUCACAAGACGGGUUCAUCAACAAGGGUUGUUCCAGGCUGUGUAUACGGCUGGCGUGGUCUUACCAAAACCUGUAACGUCUUGUAGGUAUUGGCAUCGAUCACUAAAUCCACGGAAACUAAUUGAAGUGAAGUUUUCUCAUCUUAGCCGUCACAUGACUAUGCAAAGAACUCUAAAGCUGUACAAAUUACCAGAGUCCCCAAAGACUCCAGGCUUUCGGCCAUUCACACCAGCGGAUGUCCCAGAAGCGUACAAAUUGUUAGCAUCGUACCUAGACACAUUUGAUUUGUCCCCUAAUUUUAGUGAAGAAGAAUUUCGACAUUGGUUCAUUCCCAGGAAUGGAAUAGUUGAUAGCUAUGUUGUAGAAGUUGAUGGGACAGUUACGGACUUUGUGAGUUUCUACACGCUGCCCUCCACUGUGAUGCACCACCCCCAGCACAAGUCCCUCAAGGCAGCCUACUCCUUCUACAACGUAGCCCACAAGACGCCCUGGGUAGAUCUCAUGCAGGACGCUCUUAUAGUAGCUAAAAAUGUUGGCUUUGACGUGUUCAACGCCCUGGAUCUAAUGGACAACAAGGAGUUCCUGGAGAAGCUGAAGUUCGGGAUCGGUGAUGGCAAUCUUCAGUAUUACUUGUAUAACUGGAAGUGCCCGGCAAUGGACACAAGGCGGGUUGGCCUGGUGCUACAGUGAGUCUGGUGUUUAAUGAGGGAUGAUUGGGACACAGUGUAAGCUGCCUUGGCAGCCUUGGUAUCAUCCAGUAAGCAGUGACAUGACCACUAGGUGGCGCUGCUUGCCAGCUUCUCAUGUGAUAGUGCUCUCCUCGCUUCUCUCCCCUUGGCCAUGUUGUAUCCAUCAACAAAGAUGCUUCCAUUCUUGGAGACCGAUGCUUGAUCAGAUUCUUCGAUUCAUGUUAAUAUCAGACUACUGAUAGUAAGAUCAGGAUUAUUAGGUUUGGAUUGACAAGACACUGAACAGAUUAUGUAGCUAUUACUUGCAAAAAAUAUUGUUCUGAUUGUGUAUGAGUGGUUAUUACCAUCUAACCAUAAUAGUCAUCGUCAUCAUCAUCAUCGCAUCAUCCACAAGCACCGGCAUUAAAAACACUACCCCACGAGAUUCACCAUGGAAACAGUUGCUGUAAUUUCAUAGGAGAACUCUUUAUUUUGUUCUUAUUUUAGUAUUUUCAUACUAAAGCAAUGCAUUUAUAUAAUUUCAACUUCUUAGACACUGAUUCUGUCAAUCAGUGCACAGGUUCUUCUAUAAUCAAAUGUCACCCUGUAAUUUGGAACUAGUCUUUUCCUAAGCUGUUUUGAAUGCAGAUUUUUGAGGUGCAAAUUUGUUUAUAGUUUUGCUAUAUUCUAUGUGAUACACUGUGUGAAUGUCUAAAAUAUCUCUAUUGAGAUAAAAUGGUGAGAAUAGAUGAAUUUGUUGUGAAAUUGUGGAAACAAUAAUGAUAAUGUAUGUUCUGAUCUACGUAACUUUAUUUCAAAGGUCAGUUUAAUUAUGCAAACUUGGUUUGUAAGGUUCAGUUUAUUAUUGUGCUAGAUAAUCAUGACAAACCCAGUAAUUAACCAACUGGAGAGCGAACUGUUUUCCCACAGAUACCGGUAACACUCCCAAUGAUGUACAGUUGAUAUUUAUGUCCCAAUGUUGUUAGCAACACAAACAUGGCUUUGUGUUCGAGAAUAUUAAGGAGCACUUAUCAUUUGUAUUAUAUACAUUUUGUCGAUCAAAACCGUGAUUGUGUCAAUACAUAAUCAGAAUGAAGUAAAGCCCUGGUUGUCUUAAUCCUGAAUUGGAAUAAAGAGGAGAAUGAAUUAUUCACAUAAUUAUUGUUCUUUACACAAAGAAAGGAUCUUUUAGGAAGAAAUGGCAUCUUGGUUUUUGCAUCAUUUCGUAAUGAAAGUUAAGGUUUGUGACAUCACAAUGGACUCGUCAGUCCAACUCUAUUGUCCGUUUGGCUCAAAAAGGGACCAAUGAAUUGCAAUCUGACUCGAAAACUAAUAAACAUAUAAAACUCAAUGAAACACUGUUCAUAAUCAAAAGAUCAGACCGAAUCUGUGAUUUUUUUGCAGAAUUUAUGUCC